GAAGACAGGAAGAGGGCGCAGAUCUGCUCGUUCCGUUUUUUGCGCAAAAAACACGAAAUGCGGUACUUGCAGCUGCGGUUCAAACCGCCGAGAGUUGUCGUGGAAGGUGCUGGUAAAAAUGCACCUGCUGCGGGGAGCGAGAUGAAUAAUACAGGAGACUACACAAAGAAAAAUAAUCCGCAAGACGAAGACGACGGCCAGAGAACAAAACCGCCUUCGUUUCUGGAAAAAAUCGGCAUCGAGCUGGAUCACAAGUAUGCACUGCAAAAAUGUCUGGGUCUGGAAGGUUGGAAGCUGUCAUGCUAAAUCUGCAUCAUGCAAAAAUCUGUGUUGCAUGAUUACCAAAUGCUGUCCCCUUUUGAUCAAGUUCAGAGGCAGUUUCCCAUGCAGGAUAGGCAUGAUAGUGAUCUCACGGAAUCUGUCAUGCUAGGUCCCGCAUUCCAGACCUCAUGGGUCAUGGAAAAUCAGCAUGACAACUUUACAUUCUUCCAGACCCAGACAUAUUUGCAUUUGAUAACAAGUGCCGGAUCACGAAGAUUUUCAAGAACACGCCCGCGGCGCGGAGACAUUUGCGUGCGGGGGACGAGUUAUGACAGUGCACAACUCCCCCUCUCCCUCAUUUGUAUAGCAUGAACGGCAAUACAAGCAGCAGCAACAGUGCCGGCUUUGCAUGACAAAUUUUCACUGUAGUGUAGUGCUGUUUGAGCUUCCAGGAUUUGUCGUGCAACCAGUGCUACAAGGCAGCACCUGGAUUUGGGAUUUUGCAUUACGAAUGAGGGGGAGGGGGAGUUGUGCACUGUCAUACGAGUUGAUGGGAUUAUCACACGGCUACAAGGACAACUUCGUGCUGGAUUUUUUCUCCAUCAAAGAGAUGCUGGACAACGCGGAACACGAGCAGAAAAAGAUCGAUUUUCUCUUCUUCCGCGGCGACAAAGGUUACGCCCCGUGGACGCGAGCGUGGGGCGUGAAUUGCGACAAGGAGCACUGCUCGCCGCUUUUUGUGUUGGCGAAGAGAGCCGGCUUGGCGCUGAAAAAGGUGGAAAGGAAGGAGAGGGCCGUUGAAGACGUGGACGGGAAAACAGGAGAACCGGGUGGGAUUGAAAAUCUUGAUGGAACAGGAAAUCCGGUGGAUGUUGAAGAUGUUGAUGACGAAGGGUCAAUCGACAAACUGUCGUCCAGUAGCUACUCAUCGAAUUUAAUACCAACUGAGGAGGUGCAGCGCCGCCGCUUACUGCGGUUGUCCCGGCCAAUAUGGAUUUUUGCGCACGAGAGAGAAGAAAAAGAAAAACUUCGAAAGGAUAAAACAAGCGGACGUGGAGGUGGUAGUGUUGCAAAAAAAGCAGGUACAACACCGGCGGAUGAAACAAAAACACAAACAGGCUCCUGGGCGCGUACAUCAAGUAGAAGACAAGCCGAUCUUGAUGAGCACGUCAAUAAUGAACUUCCUGAAGAUGAUUUCAACUUGAUGUCUAAAAACGCGAACUUUCUCGACGCCUUCCCCGGGUUGGAAAAAGCCUUGGAAAAAAGGUUCGAACAGAUGACCGCACUUUUAUCCUGUGCAAAAGUAUCGUACUCGUAGAAAUGCAAGUCUUGCAUUACAAAUCUUGUUCCAAAGGCAAAUCCGCAUGACAACUUACAUUUCUCGUGCUGAGAAAAUUUGUAAUCGCAAUUAUUUAUUACGAUGCUUUUUGCACUGCAUAACUUUCCGACUCGGACCACGAAGAGCAGGCUCGGUUGCUGGAGAAACGGAUUCUCGCGGGUGAUGAACAGGACGAGGAAAUCGACGAAAACGACGGAGCAGGAGAAUCCCCAGCUACUAGUCCGGCGGACCACUUCAGUGCGCUGCAGGCUCGGAAGGGCGAGAAAGGCGCUGGGAAGUCGAAGACAAAAGACUCGGUUGCGUUAGGGUUGGAGAACAACACGAACGAGCUGCUGACGAAGGUUUUGGACGAGGGCGCAGACGAGGGCAAGGCCGAAGAUUCGGAGGGCGAGGAGAUCCGGCAAUAUCAGAGUGGUGCACAGCUCCUGUAGUUGCCCAGGGUUUCUUUCCCCUCAUUUGAAAGGCAUCAACAGCAAGAAUGAACAGGGACCCAUCGGUCCGAAAUGUUUCUUAUUGCAUCACAGAUUUCCACGAGGCGAAGGCGCCAUCAACUCUAGUAUGGUUUGAGUGGCCCGCCAGCCCGUCAUAGCCAUGCGAGGUGGUAGUGCUACAAGGUGCCAAAUAUUAAAGCAGGAGGUCUUGCGUUUUCGUAUGACAAAUGAGGGCAGAGAUGAGGGGGAGGUAGUCGUAGUUGUGUGCACCCUCAUACGCAGCUUACCGAGGACAUGAUGCCGUUUGAAGAAAAUGCCGCCGAAAGACAAGCGCUUCGGGAAAAGAUCAAGGAGAAGCAGGCGGAUAUCAAGUGCAAAAAUGUCUGGGUCUAGAAGGAUGCCAGGUCUGUCAUGCACAUUUUGCAGGACUCCUGAUGUCUGUGAUGCAUGCCCUAGCGUCACACGUUCUACGACGGCUUCCUGAUUCCUAUACCGCAUCAGAAAUACCCUCUCGCCAUGGGAAAAACUGGACCUCUUUUGCUGCUCAUGCAAUAGUAUUACAUGAGCAGCAAAAGUGGAUUUCGAUUCUUACAAGAAAUCUGUAUUAUACAGAUUUCUUGUAAGAAUCGAAAUCCAGCAUCACAAGUUGCAUCCUUCCAGACCCAGACAUUUUUGCAGUUGAUAGCAGAGCUGCAGGAGCAAAUCCAGGAGUUGAAUUACUUCUAUGACACUGCACAACUCAUCCUCCCCCUCAUUUCCAUUCGUUAUUUGUCAUGCAAAAACCCAAAUCCAGUUGCUACCUUGUGGCACCGCGUGCAAGCAUGACAAAUUCCGGAAAUCCAAACAGUACUACACUCGGCGCAUGAGCUAUGUCAUCCACAGGGUGCACCUGUACUGGUGUUUGUAAUGCUGUUGAUGCCAGACAAAUGAGGGGGAGGGGGAGUUGUGCUUCUUUCAUAACUUCGAGCGCCAGAAGACGAACUUUGAAGUGUUGAAGCUAAAGCCGCAGGCGAAGGACUUUGCGAAAAAGGCGGAAAAAGCGAGGAAGAAGGUCUUAAAACUGGAGUUGAAAGUCGGUAUUUUGGUUUCCGACCUGGACGCCUUGCGGCGGGGGCUGUUGGAGAAACAAUUGGAGUUGCAGGAGCAGCAGACGGAGUACGCGGAAAAUUACGAGUACGCCGUGGACGAGAAAACUGGCGAAUUUCUGGCGCAAGAGUAUGAACUGCAAAAGUAUCGUACUCGUAGUAAUUGUUGUGAUGCAUGACAAAUUUCCUAUCUUAUGUGAAUCAGCAUUACAAAUUCUAUUUUUCUUCUUGGAAAAAUUUGUCAUGCUAUUCCUACUAGUUCUUUACUUUUGCAUUGCAUAAAGAGCCUGCGGAACCCAAAUCCGAUAUGGACAUCGCGUUACUGCUCAGCUUGGACGAUCUAUCCCACGAUGAAAAAAUUGCUUGCCUGUAGUGCUGAAAGAAGAUGACUUUGGAGGACUCCAACUCGCAUGACAAGUUUGUUGCGCAUCUUGACCACAGGGAACAAAAUCUACCGUGCGUGCUGGCUCUUGUUAUGGGAAUGAAACACGAGUAAAAAAAAUCCCACCCUUCAUGCGUUUAUUCUCACAAGAUGGCGGUCACAUGUUGAUGUUCGUAUACAUCCUGGCUGCGCAUCAUCAACAGAAGUCAUUUACAGUGAAGCUGGUUUUUCAGUGGGAUACGCCUUGGGCGGCGCCGAGUCCGUGAAGACCUGGGAGAGAAUGAAAAUCGCGGAGAGAGCGCGAAAACGGAAGCAGAAGCGAGAUGUGGUAGAGUCCCGCGUCAAAUUUUUCGAAAAGGCGAAAAAACUGCAGAACAUGCUGGAGGAGGCGCGACAGCUCAUUUUGCAGCGCACGGACUUGACCGAAGAGGCGCGCGAAAAACUUCUGCUGCAGAAAGACGAGGAGAUCUUUGAUUUGGAGCAGAAGAUCUUCGAAGAAGUCCGGUCUCGGGAAGACCUCUCCGGCUUCAUGGAAGGGGCGCUGCUGUUGACUUUGCAGGACGUGGCAGACAAGUCGAACGACCCGGGCCUGGUCCGGCGACUGGAGCGGGAGCGAAUCGACAAAGAAAUUUUGGAGGCGGAACAAGGCUACAAGGAAGAGCCGCCAUACAACGCGCAGGACGAGGAAUUGACCGCGUCCCAGAAAAUGCGAAUUUUAAAAGCCGAAAGGAAGAAGCGACAAACGCCGACAAAACAAGCGAAAAAACUGUUGCGGGACGGGAAAAAGGAGAUGUCAAAAUUUUUCGACCUGGAGAAAGACCCGGUGAAGCGGAUGGUGAACGAAAUGGGCCUGAGAAAUUUGAAACUCACCCGGGAAGAAAAAUACCAACAGCGGAAACAGGAUCGGAGGGAGAAGGAGAAGAUGUACGGGGAAAUCAGGGCGAACAUGAAGGCACUGAAUAAAGAGGCGGACUUCUUCACUGGGAUAUUCGCAAAUACCGUGAAGCAGUAUAGGGCCUUAUUUUUGAUAUAGUUUCAUUUAUUUGACAACCCGAAAAAUCAAAAUCACAUACACACUCUGUAGUUUCUGACUGUGGCCGUGCAGCGACCGGUGCACCUACCAAUAUUCUUUUGCAUCCCACGACUGGUGCUGGAAGGAAAAUUGACGUUUGUACAUGUCCUUGCAGCUUUUAACGUCCGAUCAUAUUCAUAUGCUUCCAAUCUCGCUAGAAAGCCCUUGACGAAAUUGCAAGUGAGACCAACAUAAGCACACAUAUGAACCAAAAACAGGAACAUCAUGGAUCCGGUCGCCAAAGUCGCUAAACCCUACGUCCGGAAAGCGACUCGGACCGUCGCGAAAAGCAGACUCAACAGUUUGGCGAGGAGAUACGCGGACAUUCAGAUACUAGAUGAAAAUGCGGGGAAACGGAUAUGAGAUGAGUGCACAACUUCCAUCUCGUUUCCCUUGUAGUUUAAUCAAAAGUAGGUACUUUGGCUACACAACACAUAGCAAAAUGAAGCAAUGGCUUCUGGUUCUGCAUGACGAAUGGGACUGCCGGCGUGUCUUCUGCAUAAGGAAUGUGCGCGUGCGCUCCUUUGGGCAGUUCCGACCUGAAACUGUUAAAAGGCAACUCGAUAAUGAUAUUUUUGGAGUCGGUUUUUGGCAUAAACAUUUUAGGGGUGGCGCGAAGGUGAAGUUGUGCACUCCCAUGACGCAAGCCCAAGGUUUGGAAGGGACCAUAUGGGAGGAUUAAGAGUCCGGAGCCGAACAAGAAAGGCGCGUAUGGAAACCUUCAAGAAAAGAAGAAAAGCCCGAAGAGAUGACUCGGCUGAUUGCUCACUGUCAGACUCAGAGCUGGUGCUCAUAUUAAGUGCUACUUGACGGAUGUCGUAGCGCUGACGACCGGAAUCGGCUUGUGGUCUGCGCCUGCCAUUUCUGGCUGCACGUCUGCAAGUGUGACUGUGAACAGCACCAGGACUACAAUGCCAUGCAUGAU
Molecule: messenger RNA, 5495 nt
Organism: Amoebophrya sp. A120
Lineage: Eukaryota; Dinophyceae; Syndiniales; Amoebophryaceae
Source: the annotation of a GenBank genome assembly